UGUCAGCUGACCUAGGAAAGGAAGAGGAAGAAAGAUGGAAGGUAACAGAGACGAAGCAGAAAAAUGUAUACGCAUAGCGACUAAGGCUGCCGAAGCGGGGGACAAAGACAAAGCGCUGAAAUUUCUGAACAAAGCGGAGAAACUCUACCCAACCGAGAAAGCGAAAGCGCUGCUGGAGGCCCUGACAAAGAAUGGGAGCUCGACGGCAAACGGAACGUCUUUCCCGCGGUCGACGGAUGAGAGCGGCCGGAGUAGGCCAGAGGGGAACGGGCAGGACCCGGGGAACGCAGAACCGGCCAAGGGCUUCACCAAGGAGCAGGUGGAGGGAGUGCAGAGGGUGAAGAAAUGUAAGGAUUACUACGAGGUCCUGGGGGUCAGUAAAGAGGCCAAUGAGGAAGAGCUGAAAAAGGCCUACAGGAAGCUGGCGCUGAAGUUCCAUCCUGACAAGAACCACGCUCCCGGAGCCACUGAAGCCUUCAAAAAGAUCGGCAACGCGUACGCAGUCCUCAGUAAUGCGGAGAAGAGGAAACAGUAUGACCUGACGGGCGGAGAGCCGCCGGCGAAUACGGGACACGCCCGCGGCGGCUUCGACUUCCACACGGGCUUCGAGGCAGACAUCACGCCUGAGGACCUCUUCAACAUGUUCUUUGGCGGAGGCUUCGCUUCCUCGAGCUCUCACUCGUUCACCAAUGGCAGAGCCCGAUACAGCCAGCAGAACCCCACCCAGACCAGGCCGGAGCAAGGGCAGGGGCGGAGAGAUGGCGGGUUUUCCAUGUUCAUCCAGCUGAUGCCCAUAGCGGUGCUGAUCUUGGUGUCCAUCCUCAGCCAGCUAAUGGUGUCCACUCCCCCCUAUAGCCUCUACAGCAGACCGUCCACGGGGCAGACUGUUAAAAGGCAGACGGAGAACCUGCGUGUGGACUAUUAUGUCAGCCGAGAAUUCAAAUUAGAGUACAAGGGCUCGGCUCUACAGAAAAUAGAGAAAAGCGUGGAAGAGGACUACGUGUCCAGCGUGCGGAACAACUGCUGGAAGGAGAGGCAGACGAAAACGGACCUGUUGUACGCAGCCAAGGUCUACAGAGAUGAACGGUUGCGUCGGAAGGCGGAGCUUAUGACCAUGGACAACUGCAAGGAGCUGGACCGGCUAAACAUGCUGUACCGGGGAGGAUGAGCCCCUGCCCCACGGACUGUUUUACACUUGUGUGGAUAAACGCGCACAUACAUGUACAUGUAUACUUUUAUGAAGAGAGAAUGUGUCAACAUAGGACAGGGGGUGGGGGGGAGUUAGCCUUUCUGUGGGAUGUCCCUUGUCCAUGUCCAUUCCGCUGAACCCCCACCCAUGGAAAUGGCCUUCCUGCAUCUCUGUGAGUCUCCAUGUGCAACCCUCCCCCUUACGUUACUGUAGUUUAUGAAGGAAGAGCAUCUCUAAAAAAAGACACAUUGCUUGCAAGCGUCAUAUUACGAUGGUGGCAUUUUGGAGGGAGGCUAUCAUUUGCUCAUACAAUCCCAAACCUACUUCUUACAUCAUCCAACCCAUGUGCUCGACUUCAGCUUCAUUUGGAUUGUUCCCAUUCCAGGAUCUCCUUCCCCUAUAAAUGUGCCCCCUCUGAGACAUGCUGGGGUCUCCAGAGGAACAUAAGAUGGCCGCUGAACAGCCUUGUAGAAACCUCUGGGCCGGUGAGUUCAAAGUGAAGGGGAACAUGUCAGAACUCUACAGAUGAUGGGAUAAUUAAACCAUUUCCUUCAUGAGAUUGUAAAUAUUUUACUUUUGAAUGUUUGAAGUUAUGCAAGAAUUAUUUAAGUAUUUAGAGAAGCAGAGUUUAUCUUCCGUGCCGGACUAAUCGUUUGAAUAAAGUUUAAAUUAUUACCAAAACAAAAA
This is a messenger RNA of Conger conger (European conger), 1876 nucleotides long. It is a transcript of the gene dnajb14, whose product is annotated as DnaJ heat shock protein family (Hsp40) member B14. Gene Ontology annotation, biological process: cellular response to misfolded protein. The record is from RefSeq and is a predicted model, not a curated record. Gene Ontology annotation, molecular function: Hsp70 protein binding. The transcript is spliced from 8 exons. Gene Ontology annotation, cellular component: endoplasmic reticulum membrane. NCBI's taxonomy places the organism in Eukaryota, Metazoa, Chordata, Actinopteri, Anguilliformes, Congridae. The coding region runs from base 35 to 1168 and encodes 377 amino acids.